AGUUGACUUCAACAGGAUGAAAAGGCCACAGAAUUUUUCAGUAAAAAUCAGUAAGAAACCAAGAAGGGAAGAAGUUGUAUCAGAAUUGGCCUUGGAUGAUACAAAACAGUCACAAGCGCAGCCCCUUCAACUUGCAAAAAGCAGCCCGUCAGUUACAGAAAUAAAUAACGAUACCUCCAAAAUUGAAAACAGUCUUCCUGAAUGCUGGACAAUGCAACAAUAUAACAGUUUCAAAGGGAAAUAUGACGGUAUGGAAAUUUCCAACAAAAAGUUGGGCUGCAAGUAUUGUGCAAAACAUGACUUCCUAAAAAUGCGAAGUAUUCAUGUGUCAAAAGAAUGGAAAUAUUUUCAGAUCGAGGCAGCAGGGAGAACUAAAGAGGUAAAACAAGCUUCUCUAAGGAAAAAAAUGAAAGAACAUUUUUCAUCAAAAGCUCAUAAUAUUUGUAAAGAGAAGAUAAUAGAAAUGGAGCAGGCUUCAGAGGCAAAAUGUAAGACGAAUGAAAAAAAUGUACAAGCUGCUUGUAGAGUAUUUAAUACAGUUUACAGCUUGGCACAAAGAUGUAAACCAAUUUCAGACAUAGAAGGUGAGAUAGAAGUGCAAAUUAAAAACGGAUUAGAUAUGGGAAUAGGAUUACAUUCAUGUAAAACUGCAGUGAACAUAGUUGGUUUCAUUGCAAAAGAAAUUAAAAAACAAUUAUUUGCUAAAAUUAUUGAAAAUAAUCUGAAAAUAUGUUUGAUUAUUGACGAAGCCUCAACAAUAUCUUGCAAACCAGUUCUUAUACUUUUCUUAAAAGUUGAGGAUUCAGUUACAUCACCAACUAUUUUCCUUGAGCUCAUUGAAUUGGAAAAACAAGACGCAGAGACAAUAUGUUCUUCAAUUAUGGAAAGUUUAAAUAAAGUUGGGCUUACUGAGAACUAUCUUAUACAAAAUUUAGUAGGAUUUUGCUCCGAUGGUGCCAGCCUUAUGCUUGGGAGGAAAUCUGAAGUGAGCACUAGGAUAACCAAAAAAUUUCCAAACAUAGUAAUUUGGCACUGUUUAAACCACCGCCUCCAACUUGUGUUAGAUGAUUCGAUAAAGGAAAUAAAGCAAGUCAAUCAUUUUAAAAUAUUUAUUGAUAAGAUGUAUACUAUUUUUCAUCAAUCCAAUAGGAACCAAAUUGAACUUACCAAAAUAUCUGAACAACUUGGAACUGAAAUUAUAAAAAUUGGUAGUAUUUUGGGACCAAGAUGGGCUGCCUGUAGUUUAAGGUCAACCCUAGCUGUGUGGCACGCUUAUCCAGCGUUACAUCGCUGUUUUCAUUCAAAUGAAAAGUACUUCGGUAUGGCUGCCCGUCUUGAAAAUAUAUAUUUUAUAACCGAUUUGGCAUUGAUGAUUGAUAUUCUGAGUGAAAUUUCUCGUCUUUCAAAUGAACUGCAAGCAAAAGAUGUGGACAUAACAAAGGCUGAAAAAAUUGUGAGAAGUUCUAUUACAGCAUUUCAGGUACUCCAAAAGGAAAAGGGUCCCUUCGAAAGAAAAGUUGAUGAAUUAAUUACUUCGGAAACCUUCAAAAAUAUACAAUUUGUAAAAAAUCACCGAUUUGUUGGGCUUCCUCGGGAGAGACUUCUAGAAAACAUCGUAAUGAAUUUGAAGAAAAGACGAAUGGAUUGUGAACAUUUAAAAACAGAUUGCAGCCCAUUUCAAGACAGGACUAAAUUGCAGUUUCUCAAAUUUUUGGAACCAGAAUCCUGGAAUAUUGAAGAAGUAGCAGUCCCAUGGAAAGCAGGUGAAGAACAAUUGCUUGAAUUUAAUGACAUUUUUAAUUACCAAAUUGAUAUUAAUGAUUAUCGAGAUUUUGUGGAAAACGUUUUAGAAAAUUCCCAGAACUACGCAAUUCCUAAAAGUGUUCAAAGAGCUAAAAAUAUUGUCAGGACAGUUGCUGUAAGUUCAAUAGAAGCGGAAAUGGGUUUUUCAAACAUGAACAUAAUUUGUUCAGAGAAGAGAAGUUCGCUAACUGUUUCUGAUAUAUCAAACGUAAUGACUAUUAGUCUAAUCGGCCUACCUCUAAAGGAAUGGGAUCCUACUUCUACAGUGAAAAGAUGGUUAAGGGAAAAUCACAUGGCUGAUUAUGGAGUAAAAAUUGCAAAUGACACCAAUCGAAAAGCAAUAUGGAAAUACCUGACGUAACAGUUUUAUUAGUUUUUGUCAGGUAUUAUGUAUUAGUUUUUCAUGAAUAUUUAAAAUCUAGUUUUCUGUACCUCUUUUAUUCUUAUUUAAAUGUCAACCCU
Molecule: messenger RNA, 2265 nt
Organism: Thamnophis sirtalis
Lineage: Eukaryota; Metazoa; Chordata; Lepidosauria; Squamata; Natricidae
Source: RefSeq, a predicted model, not a curated record